Andrographis paniculata is the source of this 923-nucleotide messenger RNA. RefSeq names its product glycine cleavage system H protein 2, mitochondrial-like. Gene Ontology annotation, biological process: glycine decarboxylation via glycine cleavage system; protein lipoylation. Bases 177 to 641 code for a protein of 154 amino acids. NCBI's taxonomy places the organism in Eukaryota, Viridiplantae, Streptophyta, Magnoliopsida, Lamiales, Acanthaceae. The record is from RefSeq and is a predicted model, not a curated record. Gene Ontology annotation, cellular component: glycine cleavage complex; cytoplasm; mitochondrion. The transcript is spliced from 3 exons.
GACAAGAAAGGGUGGGUGCCUGACGCUGUCAUUUUAGGUAAAAAAACACAGCACACAGGCCACAGGGGAGCAUAGCGCGGCUCAUCGAGUGAUUCCUCUGCUGUAUUGCAUUGUAUUGUGUUUGUGUUUGUGUUUGGGAGAUCGAUCGAUCGAUCGAAGGCGUUGUUCUUGCGUAAAUGGCGUCGGGGUUGUGGGCAACGAAAGCUGCUUCCUACCUUAGGAUCUCUAUUCCUUACAGAGCCUUCGCCACCGUCAUCAAGGAUCUGAAGUAUGCUGAAUCUCAUGAAUGGGUGAAAGUUGAAGGCAAAUCAGCAACUAUAGGCAUUACUGAUCAUGCUCAAGAUCACUUGGGGGAUGUUGUGUUCGUUGAAUUACCUGAGGAGGGGACUGCAGUCGAUCAAGGGGCAAGUUUCGGUGCUGUUGAAAGUGUCAAGGCAACCAGCGAAGUAAACUCUCCAAUCUCAGGGAAAGUGGUGGAGGUUAACACUAACCUCAAUGAUUCUCCUGGCCUGGUUAAUUCAAGUCCUUAUGAAGAUGGAUGGAUAAUCAAGGUCGAGGUGAAAAAUACUGAUGAACUUAACAACUUAAUGGACUCCAAUCAGUACUCUAAGUUCUGUGAAGAAGAAGAUGCUAAGCACUGAGAGUGUGAAGGUACUGGAAUACUUUCCACGUGGAGGGAUCAUUCUCCCUUCUUCAUGGUCGUGACACAAGUCCAUGUGCUGCUGCUGCUGCUGUCUUUCUCUCAUGCCAAGUUUAAUUCGGGCGUGUUUUAGAUGAAACAAUAAGCUUUCAGUACAAAUAACAUAUUUUUCUACUGCAUACUAUUUACUGCUCAAGCAGGGCGAUUGCUAGUUACUACUCACUGUAUACAUACAUUGCAGUGUACGUUAUUCCUUACUGAUAUGAAUCGACGUUCUUAAGUU